UCCAUUUGUUUAACCUUUAGAACAAGUUAUCACCUAUGAAACUUCUGUUGGUAAACAGAACAGAAAAUAAACCACUGACCUUUUUGGAGACACGCUGCCAUCUUUCUUCUUGCUCAUCUAAGCUAAGCUAAGCACGGGCCCACCCUGGACCCUUACUAGAACCGCCCCUGAUAACUGUGAAUUAAAUGUUCUUUCCUUUCAGGGUUCUCCACCAUCCUUCUGUCCUAAGUCGAGGAUCCAGGACCUGGAGGCGAUUCUCUCCUCAAUCUCAGAGGCUCAGAAAUUUGUUGAUGUUGCCGUCAUGGAGUAUUUUCCCACCAUAUUCUUCGAAAAGCCCCAAAAAUACUGGCCGUUUAUAGACGAUGCAAUCAGGACAGCUGUGUUUGAAAGGAAGGUUAAGGUCAGGAUGCUCAUCAGCUGUGGGCGGGACUCUAAUCCAGCCAUGUUGCCUUUCCUUCAGUCUCUGGCCUCAUUGGACUACCCUCAUCAUCAUAUCCACAUCCAUAUAAAACUCUUCAUUGUCCCAGUGGGAAACCAGUCUGAUAUUCCAUUUACCAGAAUAAACCAUAAUAAGUACAUGGUGACUGAUAAAACUGCAUACAUUGGUACCUCUAACUGGGCGGGGGACUACUUUGUAACCACAGCUGGAGUUAGUCUGGUGGUUUCCCAGUCCAACGCUCACCCUGCAUGGAGAACCGACGCCCUGCAGAGCCAGCUAAAGGAAGUAUUCAACAGAGACUGGCACUCACAAUUCGCUGUCCACCUGGAUGAUCUCGGACACAAUCCGGAUUGUGCAUUAUCACAAUGAAUAAAUCAUUAGUGAAAGUUUUUACUUUUGCAUCUUCGCUAAGGCUGCAUGUCUUAAAUAUGAUUUUAACAAAUGUUUUAGAAAAAUGCUCUUCGGUCUGGUUAAUCCAUUCCUGAUUUUCAUUUCUAGUUGCAACAGUUUUUAAGAUGAACAUCUUGGGAAUUUAGUAGAAAAAAUGUUUGUGUGAAUCCAGUUGGUUAAGGUUAGGGUUAGUGGAGUCACUAAAAUGAAUGGAAGUCAGUGGAGGGCCACACAAACAAAUGUGUGUGUGUGUGUGUACGUGUGUGAGAGAGAAAGAGAAUGAGCGAGUAAUUCAUCACAUUUGUAAAACUUCAGUAUUGUAAUGGUGGCUAAAAGCCCCAUGCUGCCUUAUGGGAAGAGUUCUCUGUGUAGAAUUAAACAGGAUGAGUCUGGCAGGCCAGGCUAACACACAA
Nothobranchius furzeri (turquoise killifish) is the source of this 1242-nucleotide messenger RNA. RefSeq names its product 5'-3' exonuclease PLD4. Gene Ontology annotation, molecular function: catalytic activity. The record is from RefSeq and is a predicted model, not a curated record. NCBI's taxonomy places the organism in Eukaryota, Metazoa, Chordata, Actinopteri, Cyprinodontiformes, Nothobranchiidae.